AUGCAGGCUGCUGAGGGGCAGCAGCUGUUUGAUCCUGUCUCUUUUGGGAAGGACCUCAUGAUAGGUGGGGUGGCAGCUGCUGUUUCCAAAACAACAGUAGCACCCAUUGAACGUGUGAAGCUCCUGCUCCAGGUUCAGGCCUCAUCCAAACAGAUCCGUGCUGACCAGCAAUACAAAGGCAUGAUAGAUUGCUUUAUACGCAUUCCUCGGGAGCAAGGAUUUCUCAGUUUCUGGCGUGGCAAUUUUGCCAAUGUUAUCCGAUAUUUCCCAACUCAAGCCCUAAACUUUGCCUUUAAGGACAAAUACAAGCAGAUUUUUAUGUCUGGAGUUGAUAAAGAUAAACAG
Molecule: messenger RNA, 345 nt
Organism: Python bivittatus (Burmese python)
Lineage: Eukaryota; Metazoa; Chordata; Lepidosauria; Squamata; Pythonidae
Source: RefSeq, a predicted model, not a curated record